Molecule: messenger RNA, 333 nt
Organism: Paramecium pentaurelia
Lineage: Eukaryota; Ciliophora; Oligohymenophorea; Peniculida; Parameciidae
Source: the annotation of a GenBank genome assembly
AUGGGAGGACUCGCUUAAAAAGUUAAAAAUUUAUUUGUAAAACAAGAAGAACUACUACCAAUAUAAGAUGAUAACAAUUGCCAUUCUUAAAUCUAAAAUUAAUAAUAUGAAUUUGAUAAAAAUAGUUCUGGGAACUUUAAUUAAAUGGAAUCGUAAAAUCAAAAUUUAAAUGAUGGAAAUUUAUAAUCGAUAUAGAACAUGUUAAAAGUAUUAGAUAAACAUAGAAGUUGCCCUGUAAGAAUGCUUACAAUGAUGCAAGGGAGAUAAUAUGAUACUUAAUUAUAUCAAAAUGAAUAAAAUAAGAUUGGAGAAAUAAUCACAAAACUCAAUUGA